AUGGCUGCCAAUCUACCAUACGAGGUCAAGAGAUUAAUCUACGGUUAUGUCGACAUCGAGGCUUUGAAGUCAUUGCGCCUAGUGUCAACUUCGUGGGCUGUGGUCGGACUGGAAACGUUGCUACUUCCCUGCUUCACCAUCAAGUCGUAUUCUCUCGAUAUUCCGCGGCUUAUCAGUAUUGGAGCCAGCCCAAAUGUGUCACGUCAAGCGGCCAGAGUCAUCAGGAAGGUCAAAUUUUACAGCAGUGUAGACUUUGUCCCUACGCGAGAGGAGCAGGAGGCACUGGAAGAACUUGAUGCUAUUAUCGAGCGAAGGCAUCUCGAUGAUGAGCAAGAGCGGGACAGAGAUUCGCUGAUCCGUGCCUUUCGACAGGCACCUCAAGUCACCACGCUCGAUGUGGUGUGCCCCAAUCCCUUCAAGCACCGUAUUCUGAGAAAAGUAUGGGAAGAGUAUAACAUGGAAACUUAUCGGUCACUCCAAAGUCAACGGGGAUCGAGCCAAUUGGUGGACAUCCUAGCUGCGGCAAAACAGGCAGGGUUGGAGAUCCAGCACAUGGGCCAUGAUCAGCUCACUUCGUUCUUUUUCAGCGGCGAAGAGGACCUAGUGACUCCGGAUAUUUAUGGAUAUCUCAACGGAUUGAAGUCCCUUAACCUGACCAUAUGCGAUCAGCCGCAAGAGUUCCUCUCAAAUGGCAUCGCCAGCACCCGGCUCCGCAAGAGGAUUUCAGCAUCCCCGAAUCUGGAAAACAUCUACCUCAAGUUUGAAUUGCUCCUGCCUGUCCCGCUCGACUUCCUCCCGCAAACCCCGCCAUGCCCAACCAAAUUGCAUACACUUUCACUUUCUGGAGUGAGUAUGGAUACAGCCCAAUUCUUCUCCUUCCUUGGAAGGCAGGUAGAUUCUCUGAGACGUCUAUCUAUCCUGGGAGAGUUGGUGGACGGAAGUUGGAAGGCGUUCCUCGAAGCAAUAAGAGAUAAGUUCGGCUCUACUCUAGAGAAGUUCCAGGUCUCAGGGGUUUUGAAAUCACUGGAAGCGGAUGGCGAGACAUGGAUGCUGUUACCGAUCUACAAGGCGGAUUGGACAGACUUUUAUUCGACGUUUCGUGAUACAAGGAGGACAAAAGAUCUUGAAGACUUUGUGCUUAGAGGCGGGGAUUGGCCAAUGACGAAAGAGGAUGACAUCUCGAGCCUGCUGACUUGA
Hyaloscypha bicolor E is the source of this 1197-nucleotide messenger RNA. RefSeq lists its product as uncharacterized. Lineage: Eukaryota; Fungi; Ascomycota; Leotiomycetes; Helotiales; Hyaloscyphaceae. Bases 1 to 1197 code for a protein of 398 amino acids. The record is from RefSeq and is a predicted model, not a curated record. The transcript has 2 exons.